Molecule: messenger RNA, 2270 nt
Organism: Portunus trituberculatus (swimming crab)
Lineage: Eukaryota; Metazoa; Arthropoda; Malacostraca; Decapoda; Portunidae
Gene: Gyg
Product: glycogenin-1-like
Exons: 8
Coding region: 158-1564 (468 amino acids)
Cellular component (GO): cytoplasm
Molecular function (GO): glycosyltransferase activity
Source: RefSeq, a predicted model, not a curated record
UCUCUCCACUGCCCCACCCCCCGGCGUUGGCCGUAGUCAUGACGUGGGCGCGGCACCGCUGGCUCAGCCCAGUCGACCGGUGUCAGCGUGCGGGGAGGGACGUGUCGCCAGCCGCCGCCGAUAGUCAGCCCUGCGUUCUCCACGGCUCCUUCACACAAUGAGUGAGGCAUAUGUCACCUUGGCCACCAACGAUGGCUAUGCUAUCGGUGCCCUGGUGCUGGGUCACUCCCUGCGCUCCAACAACACCACCAAGGACCUGUGUGUCAUGAUUACACCGUCUGUCAGCGUGGCCAUCAGGUCAAUGCUGGAAGGAGUGUUCUCCAAGGUGGUGGUGGUGGAUGUGCUGGACUCCGGAGACUCAGCCCACCUGUCCCUUAUGAAGCGACCAGAACUUGGAGUCACCUUCACUAAGCUGCACUGCUGGACACUCACUGAUUACAGCAAGUGUGUGUUUCUUGAUGCUGAUAUGCUGUGUGUUCAAAAUCCUGAUGAGCUCUUCUCCCACUCGGAGCUGACUGCAGUGUGUGACAUUGGCUGGCCAGAUUGCUUUAACUCUGGCAUGUUUGUGUUUACGCCAUCCCAUGACACCUAUACACGCCUCCUUCAACAUGCAGAGACCAGUGGGAGCUUUGAUGGUGGAGAUCAAGGCCUUCUGAACACAUUCUUCACUAACUGGCAGCGUGUCUCAUUUGUGUUCAACAUGGUCGCUUCUGCAACAUAUACCUACCUACCAGCCUACAAGCAAUAUGGAGGGGAUGCCAAGCUGGUCCACUUCUUGGGGUCAAUGAAGCCUUGGCAGCAUAGGUAUGACAGGAACAGUGGCAGUGUGGACAUUCCCCAUGGCUACCAUCACCUUGCCCCCUACCUUAACUCCUGGUGGGCCCUCUACAUGAAACUUGUCCAGCCUGGAGUUCCUGAUAUGGAUCUACAAAAUGUCCAAGAUGGCAAGUCUCCCCUUGCAGAUGUACAGGAAGUGAAGGAAUGUUUACAAACUGUAGAUAAAGAGGAGCACAUUGAAAUGUGUGACUCCAUUCCAGUGUUUAUUGAAGAGGUAAAGGCUGAGCCCAGUGUUCAUAUCCCUGAAAGGUGUGACACUGGUCAAGUUUUCCUUGAGACUGUAGAGAAUGAACCCAUUGCUGAGAGUUACAAAGUUCCCCGUAGUGUGAUGGAAUUUCACGAACCUCUAUGUGAGAGUUUGCCAGUCCCCCCCAGUUUGGAUGUUGGUGAACAUGGUGAGAGUUUCAAAGGUCCCUACAGUGUGGAGUCUAACUGGUGUGUGUCAUUUGAAAUUACUGUUGGUAAAGAUAAUGGCAGGGAUGACACAGUGGAGAGUGAGGGCAAAGACAGGGAUGCCAGUAUGGCGAGUGGGGGCUCAGAGUUGACAACACCAGCUGAAAGUGAACUGCAGGAGGUUGCACACCAGUUGUCCGACUUGACAGUCCGUGAAGAGAGUUUAGAAGAAGGAAAGGCCAGGUGGGAGCGUGGGGAGCCAGACUACCUAGGUCGCGACUCCUUCGAAAACAUCAAGGCUUACAUCGACUCCAAGCUGGAGAAUGGGCAGUAAGAGGCUGAUGGCAGCCUGCUGGAACUCCAACAAUACUGUAGAAGUGACAGAGUGCAAGGAAGACAGUUUGGCAAUCAAAAUUGUGAAGGUCUUGUUCAAGGAUAUGUGCUACUGGAGGAUUUUUGAAAGGAUCCUACAUGUUGUGCUUUCAGUGAAUGAAUGAUCAGUGUGAAAGAGAAUGAGCAUCCUUGUGGGGUGCGGAUGUGGCCAUGUUGAAAUGUUUCCAUAUUCUAAUAAAAGUGGGAACUAGGCUGAUAUUAACAUGACAAUUAGUUUAGCCAGUUACCUCACCAGCUUUUCUUGUAAUGCUUUGAGCUUGUGUUGUCAGUCUUUGCUGUCAUUGUUCUUCUCAUAUAGUGCAGUGUUUUGAAAUACAGGGAAUCUCAUUUUUUUAUGUUGGAUUGGAUUUUUAUCUAGUCUAAUUAGUUGCUCAAUUUCAUUUAAUAAAUUAAUGCCCUCACCGAAAGCAAACUCAGUGCCUUUAUUAGAGGGAAGGUAACACGAAGGUUGUAGUAAAGUGUGGCUCCUGAGGUUGUCAUCCAAGGAUGAGCCAUCACAGCCAGCAGCACAUUAUAAAAUUACACAAAAAUUUUGUUCUGACAUUCCGCCUUAACUUAGAGGCUUUUCUCUCUCCAGGAAAUAUUGCCUGUUUAUUUAAUGUGCCAAAUUGAUUAGUCCAUGCCACUGGAAUAAACAAUGAGCAUAA